Myzus persicae (green peach aphid) is the source of this 1587-nucleotide messenger RNA. RefSeq names its product flexible cuticle protein 12-like. The transcript is spliced from 3 exons. NCBI's taxonomy places the organism in Eukaryota, Metazoa, Arthropoda, Insecta, Hemiptera, Aphididae. Gene Ontology annotation, molecular function: structural constituent of chitin-based larval cuticle. The coding region runs from base 1009 to 1374 and encodes 121 amino acids. The record is from RefSeq and is a predicted model, not a curated record. Gene Ontology annotation, cellular component: chitin-based extracellular matrix.
AAUAUAAAGUUUUUACCAUUUAAUUUAAAUUAUAAUAACAAUUAUAUGGAAUACAAAUUAUACACUGUUAAUUGUGUUAAUACGUGUAUACGACGUAUACAAUUAUUUUUGGUGUACCUACCACAUGAACGUAACACUAAGAACUUUUCUAGUUUCUAGUUGUAUGAGAGCAGUGACAGUCGACAGAUCCGAGGAAAGUCAACUGAUAUUGUCAUAUUGAUGUUUUUCUUAAGAUUAAUGUUAGUAAUAUAAUUAAUAUAAUAAUAUGACAAAUGUCAUAUUAGUAUGAUAUUUUAUCAUUAUUCCCAUACUGAAUAUGUGGACGCAUGGGUACUUUUUUUAAUAAUAUAUUUUAUUUUUUCAGUGAUCGUAUUUCAAAUAUUGAAAUAUUAAUAUUAUACUAUAUAACAUAAUACUAUAUAAUGUCUCACCAAGGAUUUGUGAUUGAUUUUAAUAAGUUAUAUCUAACUUAUAGCCUAGAAUUUUAUUCUACACUUUUAUCACCAAUUUAUUACUAUAUAACGAUUAAUACAAUAUAAUAAAUUAAAGAUUACCUAAUUAUAUCUUACGAGUUGGUACCUAUACUAGUUUUUAUAUUACUCGUAGACUAAUUUAUUUCGAAGGUAUGCGAUGUUUUAAUAUUCGACUCAAUAAAAUAUUAUUUUACACGGGUCGAAUAAAAAUAUUAUCAAGUUGGAGGUCAGUCUUGUAUUAACAAUUUAAAAUACAACUGCAUGCAGGGGACUCACGGGUAAAAAUUAAUGAGUUUUUAAGUAUGGGCGAUGUAGACGAAAUUAUCUUUGUUUUUCGAUCUGCCGAUGUAGACGUCAUUUGACCUAAUGUGUCUACAUAUUUCAUUUCGAAAAAUAAGGUAUUUUUGUUAUCGAAAAAAACUUAUAAAAUCGAUAUGUACAUCGUUCACACAGUCAGUUCAGUUACGGGAACCAUUACUAUUGGACAUUCUUAUAAGCAACCUUAAUUUUUUUUCAUCAAUCGACGAAAAACAAAAUGAAUACAAUCACGAUAGUAGUUUUGGCGGUGUUCGUCUUCUCGCAAUGGUCGACCACUGCUGCGGUGACCACAUAUUCGACAGAAAAACCAAAGACCCCAGCCGUAGCGCAACUUUUGAGAAACGACUAUGUCUACGAUAACAGUGGACAGUUUAGCCUCAAUUAUCAGGUGGAUGAUGGAACAUCGCAGACCAGGGAAGGUACGUUGGUUUUGAACGACGAAGGAGACGAUUACGUUUUGAUUCAGAAGGGUUCAUAUUCAUACAUUUCUCCCGAAGGCAUCAAAGUUACGGUGACAUACACAGCCGACAAGGAAGGUUUCAAGAUUGUUGAAUCUAGCAACGACGUCCCCGCCAGAGUGUAACUGGAAAGCCCAUAGUCCAUAGUCAUAUUAUUAUGUCCAUAGCAUCAUUAUAAUAUUGUAUAAGGUUUAGUGCUUUGUUCAUUAUUAUCUUAAACUGAUUAUGUAGUGUUCGCAAAUAGAUAGUCGUAAUGUAGAAUCAAUCACGUAUAUAUUUGAGUGUACAUGUAAUAAAAUAUACAGGGUAUUUACCUAUUAAAACAUUUGAAACACAUA